UUCUGAUAGGUAUUUAUUUAAAAACGAGUAAAACAUCAAAAGAGCUAACGAAAAAGUAAAAGAGAGCCUGGGUUCGAAUCCCCCCGCGCUUGUCAAAAAAAUUCCUGCUCGGUUCAUUUUUGAACUGAAAACGGCUCCAAGGGUUUCGGAGCUCGAGGCUCAGAUCGAGAGUUCGAAUACUGGCAGGGAAAAUGAGUACGGCGGAAGCGAGUGCCAGUGUUAAGAAGGAAGACCAGGAGAUUAGUGGAAACCCCAAAGGCGGAGAACUCUUGUUCUGCGGGGCGACUAUGUGGGAGGCAGCUGGCCGUAAGAAUGUGGAUUUUAGCAGCACGAAUCUUGUCUCUCCCGUACGCCUCACGUCUCUCAUGGGGAUCAAUAUCACUUUUGUAGCUGCGGGCUGCGCAUCAAAUCACUGUGUCGCAUUGGAUGUGGAAGGGCGUUGCUAUACUUGGGGUCGUAAUGAUAAGGGACAACUGGGACAUGGAGACCUUGUACAACGCGACAAGCCAACUCUGGUAUCAGGAUUAUCAAACCUUAAAAUAGUAAAAGCUGGAGGUGGAAAACAUCAUACAGUUGUUGUGGCAGCGGAUGAGAGUUCAUUUACAUUUGGCUGGAAUAAGCAUGGGCAGUUAGGUACAGGAUCUACAAAAAAUGAGGUGGAGAGUUCACCAGUUCGAUGUCUUGUAACACAAGUCACUAAUGCUGUUUGUGGAGCUGAUUUCACUCUGUGGCUUUCUACUGUUCCUGGGUCUACCAUCUUGACUGCAGGUCUUCCACAGUAUGGUCAGCUUGGUCAUGGAACUGACAAUGAGUAUAAUGCGAAGGAGUCUGCAGUGAAACUAGCCUAUGAAGCACAGCCUCGUCCUCGUGCUAUUGCUAGCCUGUCAGCAAAAACCAUCACUAAAGUUGCAUGUGGUAGCAAUCACACAGUCGCAGUGGAUUCAGAUGGAUUUGUUUACACUUGGGGUUACGGAGGGUAUGGGAGGUUAGGCCAUAGGGAACAGAAGGAUGAGUGGACUCCACGUUUGGUGGAAAUGUUUCAAAGGAGUAAUGUUUUGCCUCCUACUGCUGUGGUGGCAGCUGGUUCUGCUCAUUCUGCAUGCACUGCUGGUGGUGGUCAACUGUACAUGUGGGGCAGAGUGAAGCAAACUGGUGACAAUUGGAUGUAUCCGAAACCAGUUUUUGAUUUGAGUGGAUGGAAUAUACGAUGCAUAGAUUUUGGUUAUACACAUAAUAUUUGUGGUGCUGAUGAUUCAUGCAUUGGCUGGGGUGUGUCCCAAAAUGGAGAGCUUGGGUUUGGUCCGUUAGGUCCAAAGUCAUCUGCAAAUCCGAAGAAGAUUGACAUUCUUGAUGGAAUGCAUGUGCUAAGUGUUGCAUGUGGCUUUUCACACUCACUUAUAGUUGUUGAUCGAACAAUACUGGCUGAUCGAAUAGAAAAGCUUGAAAUCUUUGAUGGUGAGAGACCUUCUCAAGAUGAUAUUGAGGUUGAGGAGGAAGUACCGGCUAAGAAUACACCUGUAAGCAAAUCAGGAAAGAAAAGGAAGGGCGCUUCUGAUGAUGUGCCUGUGGAAGCAUCUGUUAAGUCCGAGAAAAAGCCUCGCAAAAAGGCAUCAAAGAAAAAAUAUUCAUCAAACUCAGAUAAUAGUGAUGAUGAUGGUGGUGAUGAUGAUGACACGUUCAGUGAAGAAGAUGCAAAUGGUUCUUCAAAGAGUCACAGUAAAAGCCGUGGCCGUGGCCGUGGCCGUGGUGCUAGUCGUGGAGCAUCCACUGGUCGUGGUAAAUCAAGUAGAGGUCGAGGGAAAGGAAAAGGUGCCAAAAGUGGCAAAGCUAGAUAAGUUACUCAAAUCUACUAACAAAGCUUGACCUACAGGAUAUGUCAAAGCCCAUUUGCCAAGUAAAUUAAAAUUUUGAAACUAGCUUUUGGAUUAUCACUUAUUCAGCAUCUUCUAACGGAAAUAUUCAAAUUGUAUAUUUUGGUUGAUGGCGUAGAGGCAUAUUUCAGGUCCUGCUGGUCCGAUACUUUUUGCAUACUGUAAUUAAAUUUUUAUUGAUUCAGAAAUCUAUUGUCACAACAUUGGCCUAUUUAUUUAUAUUAAACAUGAUUUGGGAGAAUGAGUAAAGAUUUUAGCGGCUUCAUUGUUGUA
This is a messenger RNA of Cryptomeria japonica (Japanese cedar), 2144 nucleotides long. RefSeq lists its product as uncharacterized. The transcript is spliced from 16 exons. Lineage: Eukaryota; Viridiplantae; Streptophyta; Pinopsida; Cupressales; Cupressaceae. The coding region runs from base 192 to 1835 and encodes 547 amino acids. The record is from RefSeq and is a predicted model, not a curated record.